This is a messenger RNA of Salarias fasciatus (jewelled blenny), 1683 nucleotides long. RefSeq names its product NECAP endocytosis associated 2 (gene necap2). Gene Ontology annotation, cellular component: clathrin vesicle coat; membrane. The record is from RefSeq and is a predicted model, not a curated record. NCBI's taxonomy places the organism in Eukaryota, Metazoa, Chordata, Actinopteri, Blenniiformes, Blenniidae. The transcript has 8 exons. Bases 60 to 815 code for a protein of 251 amino acids. Gene Ontology annotation, biological process: endocytosis.
GCAGGCGAGCUGUCCAUUGAAAGUCGGAAGUAGUUUUUUGGGUAGUGAAACUUGCCAAAAUGGCAGAAGACAGUAGUUAUGAGUCGAUGUUGUGCGUAAAACCGGAGGUUCACGUUUACAAGAUCCCGCCGCGGGCCUCUAACCGAGGAUACCGCGCUGCUGACUGGAAGCUGGAUGAACCUGCAUGGAGUGGUCGCAUGAAAAUUACAGCAAAAGGCAAGAUGGCCUUCAUCAAGUUAGAGGACAAAAACACAGGGGAGCUGUUUGCUCAAGCUCCUGUCGAACAGUAUCCCGGCAUUGUGGUGGAAGCUGUGACCGACUCCAGCAGGUACUUUGUGAUCCGGAUAGAGGACGGCAAUGGACGGCAUGCUUUCAUCGGCCUGGGUUUUGCGGAUCGUGGAGACUCAUUUGACUUCAACGUUGCCUUACAGGACCAUUUUAAAUGGGUCAAGCAAGAGGGUGAGCUGGCUAAACUGGAAGCUUCUCAGAGCUCGGCGCCGAAACUGGACCUGAGCUUCAAAGAGGGACAGACCAUCAAAAUCAGCAUCGGGAACAUCAAGAAGAAGGACGCAGGCGGCGCCAAACCCCGGCCGGCCGCCGGAGGUCUGCUCCCGCCUCCUCCUGGAGCGAAGGCCGGAGGAGUCCUGCCCCCCCCUGGAGGACAGCCUGUCCAGACUCACUCCGCUCCUCUUCUAGACUUCGGCUCCCCCGGCCCCGCGGCACAGCCCAGCUCGGAUGUGUGGGGGGAUUUCACAUCCGCAGGUUCCAACUCCAGUAACGAUGCUGUCAAAUCAGGAUGGGUGCAGUUUAGUUGAGUUGUGAGAAGCCGAGCGCACACUCAGGUUCCGCACAUUCCACGGACAGGACGCGAGGACUGUAGCAAGAAAGAGCGCCGGAGGAGCAGAUAGCUUCCUCUGCUCGAAGGAAAGUUUAGCCCGACGACCAACACGCUCUGGAGGAACAAACCCUAAACAGUGUACAUAGUUUUCCUCCUCACACUCUUCUCCACACUCUGGUAUGCAGUAGGUUUGAUUUUAGCAUUCAGGUGACUGUUGAUCAUUGAAGGUUUCGGCUCUCUUUAAAGAAAAUGAGCCUUGGCUGAAGGGAAAGGUUUCCUCGUUACACUAAUCUGAUAAAAUGUUUCUCCUCUGCCUAAAAAAUCAGACGUCCUGUCGCUGUUUAAACCUCUGAGGGUCGUAGGAUUGACCUCAUCUUUCCAAAAUCAAGCGUUUGCAUGUUUUCUCCCUCGCCUCCUUUUCUUUGCCAUGUGGGAAAAAUAGUUGAAGUAUUUGUCUUUGUUCAGCUGUAUAACAGCGCGUGUUUUAUUUCUUUACUGGUAGUUUUUAUUAGAUCCUACAAAAUUCUAUUGAUAUUUAAUGAUUAGUUUUAGAUUAAACAUCCUACCCAUGUUAAAAUGGGAUUUAGUUUGAAUCACAGCUGUAGGAAAGUAAGUCGUGCUCAUCUUUCUGUCUGUCAUUCAAAGCAUCAACACAUCUGUUGGUCUGUUUACGUUUGUUUCGUUCCUUUUGGGUGUUUCCCCUUUUUAAAAUGUGCCUUUUUACCCUUUUCAGUUUCUUUCUCUUCUGUUAAAAAAAUUUGCAUCAAGUAUUUGAUCAAGUGCCUUCCUGGAAAAGAUUUAAAAUGUAAACUUCCGUCUGUGUGUAAAUAAACUCUAUAUUUCAA